Molecule: messenger RNA, 2595 nt
Organism: Zophobas morio
Lineage: Eukaryota; Metazoa; Arthropoda; Insecta; Coleoptera; Tenebrionidae
Exons: 9
Coding region: 602-2557 (651 amino acids)
Biological process (GO): rRNA processing
Cellular component (GO): nucleus
Source: RefSeq, a predicted model, not a curated record
UCUUAAGCGAACAAGGUGUUGAACUUUAUCACAUCGCUACUGGAGUUCCGCGAGGAAAUGCCAAAGUGGAGCGCCUCAUGCGAACUGUUUUCAACAUCUUACGUGCAACGUUAACACCAGAAAAGGAAAAGAAGUGGCCAACUGCAGUUGCUGCUGUUGAGGAUGAUCUAAGUGUGACUGUCCACACUACGACUGGUCCCGUGCCAGCAGUCUUACAAUUGGGACUAAACCCACGACUUGCUGCUACUCGAGAAUUUUUGGGUGAUGCACCACUAGAUGACAAUUUUGUCGAUCCCCAAAUGGCCGUCAAGGAAGCCCGUGUUCGAGUGAGUAGAGCAGCACAGGACCAAGCACGAUGAUUCAACGCGUCACGUUUUCGUGCAGACUUGUUUCAAGAAAACGGUGUCGUACCAGUAGAAGAAUCGCAAUUGGCUGGAGGAGGAAAACUCAAGGCAAAGUUCAAAAGGUAUUAUACUGUUUGGAAGGUCUUGCCCAACGAACGAUAUGCGUUGGUAAAGAAGGGGCAUCGAUCGCCGCCCAUGAGCACCUGAGACCUUGGCCCUGAACGGAGCACCAGGUGUAAAAUAACAGAGUUGUCAUAAUGACUGGACAUAUGGAAAAGUCGAAAUAUGAAGCUAGUGAAUUAGUUAAAGUCAUAAAUAAUUCGUUAGCAAACAGCAAAACUUGUAAUUUUGGAUUGGAAUUGUUGCAAAAUUUAUUACCCCACUGCUCAAAUGAAAUUCUUAUGGAAAAUAUUUUACACUGGACGAGUUACUGCAUCGUUCAACAUAAGGAAGAUACCCUUCGGGAACUUAGAUUAAAUACCCUCGCAAGGAUAAUAGAAAAUUCAGACCAUUUGGAAGGUUUCAAUAAGAAAUUUGUAACAGAAUAUUUAAGUGCAACCUUAAGAAUAUGUUUGGUACACCGAUCUGAUGAAGAAGAUGUAGCAGCUUUGAACUGUUUGAUGCAGUGUAUGAAGAAAUAUCCUAGUUGGUUUGGUAAUCAUAAACAGAAAGUUGAAUCAUUUUUGAUUGAAUGUCUAGACAGUUCUUACGAAUUUCUGGCCGAAACUGCAGCCGCUACUUUCGUAUGUUUUCUUGAGACAGGUCCGGCAGGUCAAAACGGAACAAAUUAUGUGGCAAAUUUUAACAAAAGCUUUAAAAGAAUAUGUGCGACAAUUCAUAAAUUGUUCAACAAUUUCUUGAAUGAAAGUUCUGGACAAUAUUAUUUUGCGAAGAUCGAUGAAGAUGUUCUUGAAUUUAAAAAAUUAGGAGGUGAUAUUCCGUCACCUAGUAAUCUUGAUGUGGUUACAAAAAGGAUAAUUAAUUGUUUGAUUUUCAUAAAAUUUUUAAUUGUUAAAAAGUUUUCAGUUGAGAAACGAAUAGAGCCUAAAUAUCUUAUUGAUAUCGUAUGUAGAGGAUUAUCUAUACAUAUUUGUUCUUCAGCGUCUGCCAUGUUAAAGUCCAUUGGAGAUCACAGUGUAUAUUUGAAAAAAGUUCAGUUUCAUCUGCUUUCCAUUUUUCGAGUUUAUAUAAAAAGGUUCUACACAAGUUUAAUUCCAUUUUCUGUAGUUAUAGAGAAUAUUUUCUUAAACCUUUUGCAACGUGACCACAAUAAAUGUGACUGCUUUAUUGUAGACAUGUCAUUCAGAGCAUCGGUAUAUAAGUCUCUAAGUAGUUGGUUGUCAGCGAGCACGAUCAUAAAUAAUGAAUUACAAUAUCAAGAAAAGUUAAUAUCCAUUAUAUUUAAGGAUAUCAUGUCACCAAGGAGGACUAUGUUAUUAAGUGUUACGGAUUCUAAUAACAAAAAUGCCGAUGACCGCAGCUUGAUUUUAAUUAAUCGAGAAAUUAUGUAUGUCCAGGCACUGGAUACAUUAAAUUCCUUAGUAUUGUCAAGCUUUUUAUUCGACCAAAAUUUAUUGAAGGAAGUACUACUUUUUAUCCUAGGAAGACUCAAUAAUUCGCAGCGUGACAAAGUUGACCCUGUCUGCAAUAGUACGUUAUGUCAAGUUAAAUUACAUGAAGUUUUAAUUUCGCUUAUUAAGAUAGAACAUUCAGUAGCUCUACCUUCACUACAUUUUAUUGUUAACUUACUACAGAGAGGACUAAUGAAUCAAAACUGGAAAAUAUCUCAAAUGUCGAGACAGGGUUUAGAUAUACUGGAAAAAAUUAGUCAGCCUCUAUGUCCAUCUCUGCACGUGUCCACCACACAGUCGGCGUUUCAAGAUGCACACCGGAACAAUUUAUUGCUUGAUGAACAUGAAGAAACAUCUCAAAAGAGCAAAAACAAAUGUGAUAAAGAGAUAAAUAUUAUAAGCAAUAUCUUGAUUAAUACGCCAAAUGAAACAUUGUCGGAAGAACCUGAACAUAGUUUUGUUAGUACAGAAAUAGAACAAGACACUGCCAUGGAAAGCCAAGAAGAAGACACACCAGUGGUGUCAGUAUCAGUUUCCCAUGAAAAAGAAGUGAGACAAGAUGUAAACCAAGAAGAUAGUACGGCUUCGGUUGCAGAGUUGGACAAUAUGUUUUGUUCAUUUCAAGAUGUGGUACAAGAAUAAAGCUUUCUUAAAUUGAAAAUUAAAUUUUAAUUCUUUAA